Molecule: messenger RNA, 609 nt
Organism: Ylistrum balloti
Lineage: Eukaryota; Metazoa; Mollusca; Bivalvia; Pectinida; Pectinidae
Product: probable RNA 2'-phosphotransferase
Exons: 2
Coding region: 1-609 (202 amino acids)
Biological process (GO): tRNA splicing, via endonucleolytic cleavage and ligation
Molecular function (GO): tRNA 2'-phosphotransferase activity
Source: RefSeq, a predicted model, not a curated record
AUGGAAUCCUUAUCACGCCGACUGGUCUACUACCUGCGACACGAUCCUGCUGCCCCACGCGACUCCGCCGGAUACGUGACACUUCAGCAUCUCUCAGAAUAUUUCCAUCUGACACGUCCUACAUUAAACUCCAUAGUCGACCUGCCAGCGGACAAGAAGCGGUUAUUCCUGUCCCCCUGUGGAGAGAAGAUGAGGGCUGGGGCCGGGCACAGCGUCACCGAUGUUAACAUAGACCAUUUGGCUGAGCUUGUUACCGACGCCGCUACUGUUACCUAUUGUCGACAUGCUACUACCAUAGAGUCCUGGAACCGGAUACGGGAGAAGGGUCUGCGCCCCAUGUCGAGACGAUACGUACAUUUCGCUCACCAGCCCUCAAGCCUUCGUCAGCAUCGGGAGGUAGUACUAAGUCUGAAGGUCAGGGACUACUUAGCAUCAGUCCAGAAGUUGUACCAGUUGCCGAAUGGGUGUUACGCCGCCAUGGGGAACCGCCACGGGACCAUCCGCCCCUGCUAUUUGACCGCCCGUAAACUACCACGAUUUAAUUCAAUAGCACCGCCGGAACCGGAAGUACUACAGGAGCCACGUCGGGUGGCCGGACUCCCAGCCUGA